This is a messenger RNA of Juglans regia (Persian walnut), 1701 nucleotides long. RefSeq names its product serine carboxypeptidase-like 17. The coding region runs from base 69 to 1520 and encodes 483 amino acids. Gene Ontology annotation, molecular function: serine-type carboxypeptidase activity; acyltransferase activity, transferring groups other than amino-acyl groups. The transcript has 14 exons. Gene Ontology annotation, biological process: proteolysis; secondary metabolic process. The record is from RefSeq and is a predicted model, not a curated record. NCBI's taxonomy places the organism in Eukaryota, Viridiplantae, Streptophyta, Magnoliopsida, Fagales, Juglandaceae.
AGUUUCAUUGUUACGUACAAAAUUCUUCAGGCAGUAGUGACUGACAUUCAGUCCUCGGAAGGUUAGAUAUGGUGAUAGAAGAUGUUUCUCAAAUUCAGCUUCUGAAAAAGCCAUGCAUCUCUGUUAACCUCCCAAAAUGUAUGUUUUUGCCUUGGCUUACCAUACUACUCCUCUCAGCAAAUCUGGCUCUCUCUUCCUCCAUCGUCAAGUAUCUGCCCGGCUAUGAUGGUGAACUUCCAUUUAAACUGGAGACAGGAUACAUAAGCGUGGGAGAUUCUGAGCUGUUCUACUACUUCAUUGAGUCCCAAGGAAACCCACAAGAAGAUCCUCUUUUUCUUUGGCUGACAGGAGGCCCUGGCUGUUCCUCUUUCUGUGGACUUAUCUAUGAAAUUGGUCCUCUGGAAUUUGAUAUCAACAAUUACACUGGGGGCUUACCAAGAUUGGUAGAUUACCCGUAUGCAUGGACAAAGACAGCUAGCAUCAUAUUUUUAGAUGCACCUGUUGGCACUGGUUUCUCCUAUUCAACAACUCCAAAAGGCUGGCCUUCCUCAGAUUCAGAAUCAGCAGAACAGUCCUAUCAAUUCCUCCGGAAGUGGUUGGAUCUACACACACAAUAUCUCCCAGUUCAACUAUUUAUCGGUGGUGAUUCUUAUUCGGGCAUAAUUGUUCCAUUAGUGACAAAAAAAGUCUUAGAAGGUAUUGCAGCUGAUGUCGAGCCACGGAUGAACCUCAAAGGGUAUCUACUUGGGAGCCCAAGAACAGAUUCGGUUAUAGAUGAAAACUCAAAAAUAAUAUUUGCUCACCGGAUGGCAUUAAUAUCAGAUGAACUUUAUGAGCAACUCAGAACAAGUUGCAAUGAGAAUUAUGUGAAUGUUGAUCCAUCCAAUACCGAAUGUGUCAUGGCUCUUGCAUAUUAUGAAAAGUGCAUCAAGGAUCUGUUUCGUAAUGAUAUAUUGGAACCAAAGUGCGCUUUUGCAUCCCCAAAACUUUCUUCAGAACUCGACCGAAGAUCUCUCCAAGAAGAUCCUGCAGAUUUCAUUCUCUCGCCACCAAGAAUACCUGAAUAUUGGUGUCGGAAUUUUAAUUAUGUAUUAUCCUACAUCUGGUCAAAUGAUUUAAGGGUUCAAGAUGCUCUGCAAGUUCGAAAGGGUAGUAUUUUGGAUUGGAGUAGGUGCAACAAAAGCUUAUCAUACACAAAAGAUAUCCUGAGUGUGGUCGAUGUUCAUCGAUAUCUCAGCAAGCACCGAUUACAAGUCCUGGUAGAGAGUGGUGAUCGGGACAUGGUUGUUCCUUUUGUGGGCACAGAGUAUUGGAUAAAGUCUCUUAACCUGACUGUUAUCAACGACUGGCGACCUUGGUUUGUUGAUGGUCAAAUUGCAGGGUAUACAAGAAAGUAUUCAGAAAAUGGAUAUCGGUUAAUAUAUGCGACUGUAAAGGGGGGUGGUCAUACAGCUCCAGAGUACUACCGUAGAGAAUGUUACGAAAUGUUUCAACGGUGGGUUCAUUAUUACCCACUCUAAUUCCGAAUUCCUUGUUUCUUUGGAGCCUCUCGUACUUGUAACGUUGGAUCAACAACGUUAAACUUUUCAAAUAAGUUGCUUUAUUUGAGUUUAAGUUAAGAUCAUAUGUAACGAUAUAUCGUUCAAAUAUUAACUAUGUCUGCAUGGUGGACAAGCAUUUGAUUGAAAAUCACGAUUUAGA